AUGGAGAGGUUUGCCCACACGCAGUCUGCAAAAGUACAAGUGAUCCAGUUGCUGAAACGUCUCGUUAAAAUCAUGAUGCACGUUAAUAUCAUGGACGGUAUGGGUAUAAAAGACAAUCAAAACCAUCAGGCUUACAUUCGUCAUUUCGAUUUAUCAGCCAUGCCAAGAUUAUCAGUUUCAUUACAAGAUGAUCCAUGUAACAGCUACAGAAUGUUGUAUGAUGAUGGUGGACGAAGUAUUAAAUGUGACCUGUAUUAUUCUGAGUCCCAUGAUAGAUUUAUAGCUGAAGGAUGGAGAAGAGUUCAGCUAGAGUCAACAGGAGAAGAUCUUACUAUGCCUACUGAGUGUGUUUCUCGUGGAUUUUGUGGUUCUCACAGCAAUGUCUGGUUGAAUGGUAGCCAUCCUACAGUAGAAGAUGGUAUAGUUGAUAGAAUGGGAUGUUUAAGUAUGUUUUCAUCGUGCUGUAAAGUCAAGUAUCCGAUACAGAUUAAAAACUGUACGGACUAUAUGGUGUAUAAUUUAAAGAGAACGCUUGGUAGUGAUGAACGUUAUUGCUUCGGUGAUUCUACUCUCUGCAAACAAACUACCGUAUCUCCAACUACCAAGUCACGCACAAGUACUCUAACUACCAAGACAUUACGGUCAACUACCACCGAGAAGACAACCUAUGUAGAUGAUAAUCAAACCAAUAAUGUUCAUUCUCAACUUGGUUUAAAAACAGAUUAUAAAUCAGAGGAACUAGUUUUGAUUCUUAGUGUGUGUUUAUCUGUAACCAUCGCUUUACUGAUUAUUCUUGCUGUGGGUGUACUGUGUUGCUUAAGAAAAAGAAAUACUGGACAAGAAUAUGAACCUGAUACCAAACCAAUCAAGGCGUAAAUUAUUCUCUCGACUUUAUGAUAUUAUAUUUUAUAAUUUUUAUAGCUGAUCUUUGUUACUCUAUUUAUUUUACACAGUAGUAUAGGUGCAGAGCAGUUUACCCUUUCUGACUUUUACUUCGUAGAGCUUAUAGCGGUUUUUUUAGUGGGGCAGGGACUGGGGGUGCGGAUUCGAGCUUGUCAACUCCCGUAUUUUCGGGGAAAAUAUUGUUUUGGAGCUAACUUGAAAAUAAAUAUACUGUAAAUUAAUUCUGUAUUGAUUAGUAGAUUUAGAUUUAGUGCCGAUUUACUUUGUAUAUUUUAAAAUGUCUAUGAAAUUUAGACGCAGAGUUGGAACUAAAUAUUAUAGUAAUGAAAAGUUUGAAAAUGAAAUAGACGUUGAAUCUUAAUCUUUCCUAUUUUUCCUGUUUAUUAUUUUUGUUGAUUGUUUUAAUAUUUUCUUUGAUUUGUCUUAUUUGUAGCCAGCAGGUAUUGUCAGUGUUGAAUCUAUGCCGAAUUUAAUUUUGAAAAUAUUUCUAAAUAAGAUCCUCAGUUUUCAUGCAAUAUUGUUUCAAUUUGUAUAGAAAUAUAAUUGUAUAAUUAUUUGUUUUACCAACCAAUAAAACUGUAAAAGUAUUUAUGUAAAAUAUUAAUAAGUAAUAUUGUGUUGUCCUUAGGGGACACAUUUCUCUUUAUUUUGGUAUAUUAUUUUCAUAAAUUUGAAGGGAAAAAACAGAAUGCACUUUUAAAUAAAAAUGUUAAUAAAUACUAUAUUUAUUGUUAUCUAUUGUUAGGUUUGUAUGUCUUGUACUAUAAAUAAACUUUAAUUAUUACG
This is a messenger RNA of Lottia gigantea (owl limpet), 1689 nucleotides long. RefSeq lists its product as hypothetical. NCBI's taxonomy places the organism in Eukaryota, Metazoa, Mollusca, Gastropoda, Lottiidae. The record is from RefSeq and is a predicted model, not a curated record. The transcript has 6 exons. The coding region runs from base 1 to 876 and encodes 291 amino acids.